This is a messenger RNA of Cyclocybe aegerita, 735 nucleotides long. Lineage: Eukaryota; Fungi; Basidiomycota; Agaricomycetes; Agaricales; Hemipholiotaceae. The record is from the annotation of a GenBank genome assembly.
AUGUUCGCUUCGCUCGCUGUCCUUGCUUCUUUCCUCGUCUCGCAGGCUGUCGCGCACGGUGGUGUGACCUCCUACAUUAUUGGAGGCACCACCUACCCCGGAUGGCAGCCAUACAACUCCGCUAGUGGCCAGAGGUCCAUUGGCCGCCCGUACAGUUCCUACGACCCAAUCCUAUCGGUGUCUGCUGGCAGUUUCAGCUGCAACAACAACGGCCAAGCCAGCGCAGGCCAACUGUCCGCGACUGUUGCUGCUGGUACUGCUAUCACUGCGAAGUGGUCGCAAUGGACCCAUGCUCAAGGUCCUGUCAUGGUUUACAUGGCGAAGUGCAAUGGCGCCUGCACGUCGAACAACAGCAACAGCCUGAAGUGGUUCAAGAUCGCUGAAACGGGUUUGAUUUCCGGAAACCUGCCCAACGGUAGGUGGGGAACGGGUGAAGUCAUGGACACUCUUUCGUACACCGCCACCAUUCCGGCUUCCCUCGCAGCUGGCGAGUACCUCAUCCGUCACGAACUCCUCGCCCUCCACCAAGCCAACACUCCUCAAUUCUACCCCGAGUGCGGUCAACUGAUCGUUACUGGCGGUGGAGGAAAGACACCCCCUGCCAACUACCUUGUCAGCUUCCCUGGCGGAUAUGGCGCCAACGACCCCGGCGUUAGAGUCGACAUCUACUCACAAGCUGCCCAGACCACGACCACAUACACUGUUCCUGGACCAGCCGUCUGGAAUGGGCAGUAA